This is a messenger RNA of Talaromyces rugulosus, 915 nucleotides long. RefSeq lists its product as uncharacterized. The transcript is spliced from 4 exons. The record is from RefSeq and is a predicted model, not a curated record. Gene Ontology annotation, molecular function: phosphate transmembrane transporter activity. Lineage: Eukaryota; Fungi; Ascomycota; Eurotiomycetes; Eurotiales; Trichocomaceae. Gene Ontology annotation, biological process: mitochondrial phosphate ion transmembrane transport. Bases 1 to 915 code for a protein of 304 amino acids. Gene Ontology annotation, cellular component: mitochondrial inner membrane.
AUGACUGAUUUGACGCAGAAGCCCGAUGGCCUUAAUCUCUACUCUCGGUUCGCCUUUGCAGGUGCCGUCUGCUGUUCCGCCACUCAUGGCGCCUUCACCCCAGUCGAUGUCGUCAAGACUAGGAUCCAGCUUGACCCUGUUACCUAUAAUCGUGGUAUGAUCGGCGGAUUCCGUCAAGUGAUCCAAAAAGAGGGCGCCGGGGCUCUCUUGACAGGCGCUGGCCCAACCUUUGCUGGUUACUUCAUGCAGGGGGCAUUUAAAUUUGGCGGAUAUGAGUUUUUCAAGCAGCAAUCAAUCAACGCUCUCGGUCUCGAAAAGGCCCGCCAAAACCGUGCUGCGGUAUACUCCGUCUCUGCUGCUAGCGCUGAAUUCUUCGCCAGUAUUGCUCUCUGCCCUCUUGAGGCUACUCGUAUUCGCCUCGUUUCUCAACCUGGCUUCGCAACCGGGCUGAUUAGCGGCUUUGGCAAGAUUCUCAAGAACGAAGGCGUCGGUGCUUUCUACAGUGGCUUUGGCCCUAUUCUCUUAAAGCAGGUUCCUUACACCGUGACCAAAUUUGUCGCUUUUGAGAAAAUUGCUGAAGCAUUUUUCGCUCGCUUUGACAAGUCUCAGCUGUCAGCUGGUGCCCAGACUGGUGUCAACUUGGGAUCUGGCCUCCUUGCUGGUUUCGCUGCUGCCAUCGUCUCCCAACCCGCUGAUACCAUGCUCUCCAAGAUUAACAAGACCAAGGGCUUACCGGGCGAGAGCACCGUUUCCCGCCUCAUCAAGAUUGCUGGCGAACUUGGUCUUCGUGGUUCCUUCACUGGUCUUCCUACUCGUCUGUUUAUGAUUGGAGGCCUUACUGCUGGACAGUUCGCCAUCUAUGGCGAUAUCAAGAAGGCUCUGGGUGCCACAAAUGGGGUUGAGAUCUCCAAGUAA